Messenger RNA from Triplophysa dalaica, 3007 nucleotides. It is a transcript of the gene glb1l2, whose product is annotated as galactosidase beta 1 like 2. Gene Ontology annotation, molecular function: beta-galactosidase activity. Bases 77 to 1888 code for a protein of 603 amino acids. The record is from RefSeq and is a predicted model, not a curated record. Gene Ontology annotation, biological process: carbohydrate metabolic process. The transcript is spliced from 19 exons. Gene Ontology annotation, cellular component: vacuole. Lineage: Eukaryota; Metazoa; Chordata; Actinopteri; Cypriniformes; Nemacheilidae.
UGGUACUGUUUCCACAGCUUCACUGCUUCCACGACUCAUUUCUCUACCACUGUAAUUUCUUUGUAUAUGAAAGAAAAUGUCAGAGAGAGAGGGACUGAGUGCGAACACGACCCACUUUACUUUAGAGGGAGUACCGUUUAGGAUCCUGGGCGGUUCGAUCCACUACUUUCGGGUCCCAAGGGCUCACUGGAGAGACCGGCUACUAAAACUCAAGGCCUGUGGUCUCAACACACUCACCACGUAUGUGCCGUGGAAUCUGCAUGAACCUGAAAGAGGAGUUUAUGUGUUUCACGAGGAGCUGGAUUUGGAGGCAUACAUUCGCCUAGCAGAUGAAUUAGACCUGUGUGUUAUUCUUCGUCCAGGGCCGUACAUAUGUGCCGAGUGGGAUCUGGGUGGUUUACCAAGCUGGCUACUUCAAGAUAAACAAAUGAAACUGAGAACGACCUACUCCGGUUUCACAACUGCCAUUAAUUCAUAUUUUGAUAAACUCAUUCCAAAAAUCGUCCCACUACAGUUUAAAAGAGGGGGUCCUGUUAUUGCUCUUCAAGUGGAGAAUGAAUAUGGUUCAUAUGCAAAAGAUGACCAGUAUCUGUCGUUCAUCAAAGAGGCAUUACUGUCCCGGGGCAUUUCAGAACUUCUUCUGACUUCAGAUAACCGGGAAGGGUUGAAGUGUGGAGGGGUUGAUGGAGUCUUGCAGGCAGUCAACCUACAGAAUUUGUCUUACGGUGAUGUACAGCAUCUUGCAGAAUUGCAGCCACAGAAGCCGUUGCUGGUAAUGGAGUAUUGGUCAGGCUGGUUUGAUGUUUGGGGUGAACCUCAUCAUGUUUUUGAUGCACAAGAAAUGAUCUCCACAGUGCGGGAGCUUCUGGAUCGUGGUGUGUCCAUCAAUUUCUACAUGUUUCAUGGUGGAACCAGCUUUGGAUUCAUGAAUGGAGCGAUUGACUUUGGCACCUACAAACCACAGACGAGCAGCUACGAUUAUGAUGCUCCAUUAACUGAGAGCGGCGAUUACACAGUCAAAUAUCAUCUCUUGAGGAACCUGCUGAGCACCUACAACAAAGAGCUGUUAUUAGAUCCACCGUCUGUUCAGAGCAGGAGAGCGUUUGAGCCUGUGGUUGUUACACAUUACAUUUCUCUAUGGCAGAGUCUUCAAUGUGUGGAAACACUUAUCAGAGCUGAUGAUCCCCUCAACAUGGAGAAUCUUCCAGCAAAUGGCAACAAUGGUCAGUUUUAUGGCUACACGCUCUAUGAGACUGACAUAUAUACAGGUGGAGAACUCAACUCCAGGAAUCAUGUCCGAGACAGAUCUCUUGUGUUUCUUGACAGGGAACCCAUUGGUGUUUUGGACUAUAGGACUCAGAAGAUUAGAAUAUCCCAUAUUAAGGGUGAGAUGACCUUGGGUUUGCUCGUUGAGAACUGUGGGAGAGUUAACUACGGUCCAGGCCUGGACCACCAAAGAAAGGGGCUUGUUGGAGAUAUAACCUUGAACGAUGUACCUCUAAAGCAAUUCACCAUGUACUGCUUGGAAAUGAAGCCCAGUUUCAUAAACAGACUGGAGUCACUGAAAUGGGUGUCUGUUGGUAAGAAGCCCUCGUACCCAGCGUUUUUUAGAGGAAGUCUGAUUGUGGAUGAACCCACUGAUACUUUUGUGAAGCUACCAAACUGGAGCAAAGGAGUGGUUUUUGUGAAUGGGCGAAAUCUCGGACGCCACUGGUCAGUUGGUCCUCAGAAAGCUCUCUAUCUCCCUGGUCCCUGGCUCAGAAGUGGAGAUAAUCAGAUUGUUGUUUUUGAGGAGUUCAAAGCUGAUGAAUCAAUCCAUUUAUCUGAAAAUCCAGGACAUGGAAAGAUAAUCGACGUAUCCAGACAUCCUUUCUGCACCCUCAUGUGAUAAAGUCUUGCAGUUUUACAUUAAAUAUGACUUAAGCAUUAUAUUCCAGCACACAUAUAUUUUAUAUGAUGAGACUGAUAAAUAUUCAAGUGAUUAAGAGAAUAAAAGAGAGAAAAGACAGAGAUAACCGUUACUAAUGUAUAGGUUUAACAUUAAGUCCUGAAAACACCUCAUUUCUGGCUUCCCUAAGUAGUACGAGUAGCCAGUGGGUAAGUUGAUUCACCCACUGUAUAUCAGCGACUGAACACUUUUGCUCUCAUUUAACCACAUUUUGGAAUCGUUAUUUUGGUGAAAAUGUGAAGCACAUGGGAGAAUAAGAGAACAUAAAUUUUCUUUGAAAGCUGUUUUUUGCUGGUCAGAGUAACAUUUUUGCAUAUCAGCUUUGAUGGUUGGUACAUCUCAGCAAAUGUAUGUAUGAAAUUUGGUCAUUUUAUCUUAACAUUAGUAUUUGUAAGGGAAAUAAUGAUUGAAUUACUUUUCUAGAAGGUAAAUCUUAAAAACAUGGUCUUUAUUCAAAUUCAGAUGCAUGCUCAGUAUCCAUAUGGUUCAUCUUACACAUGUCUAGCAUCAACUAGCCCCGAUCAUGGGGGAAACUUAUCCACAGGAGCAUUUUUUUAAAAGAAGCCAUAUUUUUAAAACCCUAUGGCAUAGAUGUGUUCUUAUAAUUUAGAUUGAUAGGAAACAUCCUGAAAUUAAAAAAAAUACUUUGAUUGCACUUAUGCCUCAUCUUGUUUCCCCUUGAGGACCACAUAAGUAGAAAACGGCUCAUCUUACCCCACUCUCCCCCUAUAGAAUUUUAAAGUGAUCACGUAUUUAAAAAAAAUUGGUGAGGUGAGGUAGCAAUUUUCCAAGCUCAAUACACUAAAACUAAUAAAAAUAGAGUAGCUUCUUUAUUAUGAACAACUCCGCCUAAAACACACUAGUCGUGAAAAAGACAAAAAAAAGAUAAAAUGUAUAAAAAUGUUACCAUUUACCUUGACUUUACUUAAUUGUUGCAGCUAUGUACAAAUCGUAUUAUUAAAACUAUGUUAAAUAGAUUAAAUGCAUUUCUUGUGUGAAAACAUUUUUGCAACUUGUUCCACGUUUUUUCUUUGUCAAAGUUGGUGCACCUGUUUGCGA